GAUUCCAAAUGGUCUCUUUGCUCAAGCUGGCCAAGGUGACGGAAGAGGGCGUACGAUUCUUAAGCCCUCACGAUGGAAGUCCCAUGCUUCUCACUCCCGAACACUCCAUUUCCCUUCAGAACUCGAUCGGAUCGGACAUAAUGAUGCAGUUGGACGAUGUCAUCGCGACCACAUCACCAGAUCUUGCUCGCAUGGAGGAGGCCAUGCACCGUUCGGUCCGCUGGCUUGAUCGCUGCAUGGCCGCGCACAAGUACCCCGAGAGACAAAAUCUGUUCUGUAUUAUCCAGGGAGGACUAGACCUUGAAUUGCGCCGUCAAUGCUGUGCCGAAAUGGUGAAGAGGGAUACUCCGGGCAUUGCGAUUGGUGGACUGUCUGGUGGCGAAGCCAAGUCAUCAUAUUGCCAAGUCGUGUCGACCUGUACAGAUCUCUUGCCGGAGAAGAAGCCUAGAUACGUUAUGGGAGUGGGCUACCCUGAGGAUCUGGUGGUCUCUGUGGCAUUGGGUGCCGACAUGUUCGACUGUGUUUGGCCGACACGGACAGCGCGGUUUGGAAAUGCGGUGACCUCCCGAGGAACUCUUAAUUUACGCCAUGCUUCGUAUGCCCAAGACUUUGGACCAAUCGAGCAAGGCUGCAAAUGCACCUGCUGUCGGUCAAAAGAAGAGGGAGGUCUCGAGAUCUCUCGUGCAUACAUUUACCAUACGGCGGCGAAAGAGACAGUCGGCGCGCAUCUCCUGACGAUGCACAAUGUGCAUUAUCUGCUUUCGUUGAUGCGAUCGGCGCGACAGGCCAUCAUUGAAGAUCGAUAUGCGGCCUUUUUGAAAAAUUUCUUCAGUCUUUUAUAUAGCGAUCCUACUAAGUAUCCUGAGUGGGCAGUAACUGCAUUGCGUGGCGUUGGGGUUGAUCUGUUGGAACGAUAAUACUCGAGAUGGGGGUUUUUAGUAUAUAGACGGCAUUCAUUCGAUCUGUUUUAAGGAGAAGGAGGGGGAGCUUUGUUUUCCGCCCUUGGCUGAACCAGCAAUAAAUACAUUGGUUAUUUUUUUUGGUUCAAAAAGUAUUUAUUAUUUUAUCAAUACAAAUUG
This is a messenger RNA of Xylona heveae TC161, 1079 nucleotides long. Its product is annotated as Queuine/other tRNA-ribosyltransferase. The transcript is spliced from 5 exons. Lineage: Eukaryota; Fungi; Ascomycota; Xylonomycetes; Xylonales; Xylonaceae. The coding region runs from base 9 to 917 and encodes 302 amino acids. Gene Ontology annotation, molecular function: tRNA-guanosine(34) queuine transglycosylase activity. The record is from RefSeq and is a predicted model, not a curated record. Gene Ontology annotation, cellular component: cytosol.